AUGUGUCAACAUCGAAAACAAGAGGUCAAGCGGCGUCGCAAUGCAUGGAAUGUGGACAAAAACAAUGGUCGCUCCAAAAGCGUUGCGAGGUCACCAUGGUCGACAGAGAGUGGCGAAGAGAAUUGCUAUAUUCCCGGUACCGUCGUUAUCAUUAAGGAAAACCCAGAACUUGUGAGGGUUUUUCUAGGAGGUGACUCAAUGAAAGCACUCCGUGUGAUCACAUUCAACAAUACCGUGCCAUCACUUUUUGUGUCUGCUAAUGGGUGUGUCACUUUUGCCAUCCUAACAUUUCUCACCGAAGAGAACGACUAUCAGUCCAUUAACGAGAAAACGGAUUAG
Molecule: messenger RNA, 339 nt
Organism: Haemonchus placei
Lineage: Eukaryota; Metazoa; Nematoda; Chromadorea; Rhabditida; Trichostrongylidae
Source: the annotation of a GenBank genome assembly